AUGGAUAAUUUAGAUAGAAGUUGGAUGAGUCUCAGACGAUGCAGUGAUAAAUAUACUAGUGGAGUGAAUGAUUUUCUUGAUAAGGCAUUUCAACGAGCUUCUAAAGGAAAUGAAAUAUUAUGCCCUUGCAAAAAAUGCAUCAAUCGUUAUUGGCAUUAUAGAAAUGUGGUGGAGGAUCACUUGAUUGUAAAUGGAUUUGUGGAUGGAUACAACAAAUGGAUUUUUCACGGGGAGAGACUUUCCUCACGAAAUACACCACUUUCACGCAACCAUGAUGAUAUUGAUGGACUACUUCAUGAUACAUUUCGAAAUAUCGAGGGUGAAACAGGGCAUGGAGAAGGAGAGAGAGAAGGGCUGUCUGAAGAUGCAAAGAGAUUUUUUAAAUUAGUGGAUGAAGGAAAAAAAGAGCUAUAUCCAGGGUGUGAGAACUUCAGUAAGCUGAGUUUCAUCAUUCGGCUAUACUUGCUUAAAUCUCUACAUGGGUUGAGUGAUGUGGCUUUUACUGAUCUGUUAGACUUGUUAAAAGAAGCAUUUCCCUUUGCUCAACUGCCUGAGUCUUUCAGUAAAGCUAAAAAAAUGAUAAAAGAUUUGGGUCUCGGCUAUGACAAAAUACAUGCAUGCCCUAACGAUUGCAUGUUAUUUUGGAAUGAAAAUGCGGAGAAAGAUAAUUGCUCUGUGUGUGGGUCUUCUAGAUGGUCAAAUGAGGGUAAUGACAUGACUAAUGCAAGCUCUAAAAUACCAGCAAAGAUUUUAAGGCAUCCUGCUGAUGGAGAAGCUUGGAAGGAUUUUGAUUCUAUGCAUCCAAACUUCUUAAAAGAUCCUCGUAAUGUUCGAUUGGGCCUUUCAAGUGAUGGUUUCAAUCCAUUUCGAACUAUGAGUAUUUCCCAUAGUACCUGGCCUGUUAUGUUGAUGAACUAUAAUUUAUCACCAUGGAUUUGCAUGAAGCCAGAGUAUAUGAUGUUGUCGAUGAUCAUUCCAGGGCCAUCAUCUCCUGGACAGGAUAUAGAUGUGUACCUACAACCAUUAAUUGUUGAAUUGAAGGAACUAUGGGAAUUUGGGAUAGAAACAUAUGAUGCUCAUACAAAUCAAACAUUCCAAAUGCGUGCAGCUUUAAUGUGGACAAUUAGUGAUUUUCCAGCUCUAGCAAUGCUUUCUGGAUGGAGUACUAAGGGAAAAUUAGCAUGCCCCACAUGUAACUACGACACAUGCUCUCAAUAUCUCAAACAUAGUCGUAAAAUGUGUUACUUAGGUCAUCGGGCAUUUUCGCCUCCUGAUCAUCCAUUUAGAAGAGACAAAAAAUCUUUUAAUGGAGGGGAGGAUCAUAGACCUGCACCUACAUCCUUGUCGGGCAUAGAAGUCUUGGAAAAGUUACAUGAUUUCAAUAAUGUUUUUGGGAAGGGCAACAAGAAAAGACGUCGAAAUAAUGAGGGUCCAUGGAAGAAAAGAUCCAUCUUUUUUGAAUUACCAUAUUGGAAACAUAAUAAGUUAAGGCACAAUCUUGAUGUGAUGCAUAUUGAGAAAAAUAUAUGUGAUAGUUUGCUUGGGACUUUAUUAGAUAUCCCAGGAAAGUAA
Messenger RNA from Solanum stenotomum, 1572 nucleotides. RefSeq lists its product as uncharacterized. The record is from RefSeq and is a predicted model, not a curated record. NCBI's taxonomy places the organism in Eukaryota, Viridiplantae, Streptophyta, Magnoliopsida, Solanales, Solanaceae. The transcript is spliced from 2 exons. Bases 1 to 1572 code for a protein of 523 amino acids.